Molecule: messenger RNA, 1128 nt
Organism: Verticillium alfalfae VaMs.102
Lineage: Eukaryota; Fungi; Ascomycota; Sordariomycetes; Glomerellales; Plectosphaerellaceae
Product: fumarate hydratase
Exons: 3
Coding region: 1-1128 (375 amino acids)
Biological process (GO): tricarboxylic acid cycle; fumarate metabolic process; malate metabolic process
Cellular component (GO): tricarboxylic acid cycle heteromeric enzyme complex; mitochondrion
Molecular function (GO): fumarate hydratase activity
Source: RefSeq, a predicted model, not a curated record
AUGAACGUCCUUAAGCACGCCGCCGUCCCAGGACGGUACGCCUUGGCCCGCGCCGCCGCAAACACCUCCAGAUCGCAAGUCUGCACCACACGAACGCUGCACACGACCAUCGCCAGGAUGUCCUCCUCCACACGAACCGAAACAGACGCCUUUGGCGCCCUCCAGGUCCCCGCCGACAGGUAUUGGGGCGCCCAGACCGAGAGGUCUCUGGAGAACUUCAAGAUCAACCAGCCCCAGGACCGCAUGCCGCCGCCCAUCAUCAAGGCCUUUGGCAUCCUCAAGGGCGCCGCCGCCACGGUCAACAUGCGCUACGGCCUCGACGAGACGAUCGGCAAGGCCAUCCAGCAGGCCGCCGCCGAGGUCGCCGAGGGCAAGCUGCUCGACCACUUCCCCCUCGUCGUCUGGCAGACGGGCUCCGGCACCCAGUCCAACAUGAACGCCAACGAGGUCAUCUCGAACCGCGCCAUCGAGAUCCUCGGCGGCGAGAUGGGUUCCAAGAAGCCCGUCCACCCCAACGACCACGUCAACCGCAGCGCCUCGUCCAACGACACCUUCCCCACCGUCAUGCACAUUGCCGCCGUGCUCGAGAAUGGAGUCGGAGCCUCAUCCCCGCCAUCCGAGCCUGGCGCGACGCCCUUGCAGGUCAAGCUCAACCUGCCCGAGAACGAGCCCGGCAGCAGCAUCAUGCCCGGCAAGGUCAACCCCACCCAGUGCGAGGCCCUCACCAUGGUCUGCGCCCAGGUCAUGGGCAACCACGUCGCCACCACCAUUGGCGGCAUGAACGGCCAGUUCGAGCUCAACGUCUACAAGCCCCUCGUCAUCCGCAACCUGCUGCACAGCGUCCGCAUCCUCAGCGACGGCAUGCGCUCGUUUGAGAAGAACCUCGUCGUCGGCCUCGCCGCCAACGAGCAGAAGAUUGCCAGCAUCAUGCAGGAGUCCCUCAUGCUCGUCACCUGCCUGAACCCCAAGAUCGGAUACGACAUGGCCAGCAAGGUCGCCAAGAACGCCCACAAGAAGGGCCUCACCCUCAAGGAGAGCGCCAUGGAGCUCAACGCCCUGACCGAGGAGGAGUUUGACACGCUGGUGAAGCCCGAGCUCAUGGUCGGCCCCGCCGAGUACAAACCGUGA